CGGGCGCCAUUUUGUGAGGAGGGCUAUAAACGGGCGCUGGGGCCGACUGCCCGCCCAGUUGUUUCUCUGGUGGAGUCGGCUCCGUGGGUGUCUCGCUCGCGUCGCCCCGUCCGGCCUCUCCCAGCGUCCCCACGCGGGAGCCGACUGCCAGAGGCGCGGCGCGGCGUCGAGCCGGGCUAGUCCGAGGAAACCGCCGUCUCCGCCGCGCGCGCGGGCCCGCUCGUUUGUCGGCGCGCAGUCGCGGCCCCCGGCCGACUCUCCAGGGCCAUGAGUUACGGUCGCCCGCCUCCCGAUGUGGAGGGCAUGACCUCCCUCAAGGUGGACAACCUGACCUACCGCACGUCGCCCGACACCCUGAGGCGCGUGUUCGAGAAGUACGGGCGCGUGGGCGACGUGUACAUCCCGCGGGACCGCUACACCAAGGAGUCCCGCGGCUUCGCCUUCGUCCGCUUCCACGACAAGCGCGACGCCGAGGACGCCAUGGACGCCAUGGACGGGGCCGUGCUGGACGGCCGCGAGCUGCGGGUGCAGAUGGCGCGCUACGGCCGCCCCCCGGACUCGCACCACAGCCGCCGGGGCCCGCCGCCCCGCCGGUACGGGGGCGGCGGCUACGGGCGCCGGAGCCGCAGCCCUCGGCGGCGCCGCCGCAGCCGCUCCCGGAGUCGGAGUCGCUCCCGGUCCCGCAGUCGCUCCCGCUACAGCCGCUCCAAGUCCCGGUCCCGCACCCGCUCGAGGUCGCGGUCCACCUCCAAGUCCAGGUCGGCGCGAAGAUCCAAGUCCAAGUCGUCGUCGGUGUCCAGGUCCCGUUCGCGCUCCCGGUCCCGGUCCCGGUCCCGGAGUCCUCCGCCCGUGUCCAAGAGGGAGUCCAAGUCCAGGUCGCGCUCCAAGAGCCCCCCCAAGUCUCCCGAGGAGGAAGGAGCGGUGUCCUCUUAAGCAAAUGCUGCGGUCUCCUGUUUGAUAAAAGAAUAUUGGCCAGUAUUGCAGAUUUUAACUGAUUUGGCUGAUCCUCCAGGGACCAGUUUCUGUGGGCGUGUAUUGGAGCAGGUUUGUCUUUAAACGUUAAAGAUGCACUAUCCUCUUAGAGCAAACAAUCAGUUCAACUAUUGUUGUACUGACUGGGACUUCAUAUUCUAACGGAUGUGGCAAACGAAUUGCAAAGCGGAGCAAUGAACUUUUGGAACCCCAAAAAAGUUUACAGGUAUCGCGCUGGGUGGGGAAAGGAUAGUGUGUCUUUAACUCUUAAAUUGUUUGGUCCUAUUUUUUAAAAGGAAAGGGCCCUAAGUAGCUCGAGAUAUUUAAAGCCUUUAUUCUCAAUUGCCAAACGUUUCAUUUGAAAGCUAAACAUUUAUCGUAAAAUAGACUGUCUGAUUUCAAGUUUUGGUUUGGAUACGGUCCUUUUUUUUUGUUUUGUUUUUUGUUUUUUGUUUUUUUUAUUCCCCCUCUCUCUUCCUUUUUUUUCCCCCUUCCCCCUCCUUUUUCUUUCUUUUUCCCUCCCUUAUUUCUCACCUUGGUUAUUUGGCCAAGAUUGCAUAAACACAAAUUUGUAAAAGCGGAUGGUUAGUCUUUGUGAAAAUUUCCCAAUUGGGCCUUUCUUUAAAAAAACUGAUAAUGGCUGGGUGGAACCUUUCCGUAACCUACUUGUUUCACCAGAGCCUUAGUCAGUACAUGCCUGAAACUGAAACCAUGUGCACUUUGGGUAACUUCCUAGCGAUGGAAGGUAAACUGAACUUUUUUCUUUUCAAACCUAGAUGUGGCCACGAGCAGCGUAACUAAAGGAAGACUUGGGGGAAGAGGACCACACACUCAGUCCAUCGAAGAGUCCUUGGAACAAGCAACUGGCUAUUGAAAAGGUUAUUUUGUAACAUUUUGUCUAACUUUUUACUUGUUUUAAAGCUUUGCCUCAGGUGGCAAACUUCAUUUUAUGUGCCAUUUUGUUGCUGUUAUUCAAAUUUCUUGUAAUUUAGUGAGGUGAACGACUUCAGAUUUCAUUAUUGGCUUGGAUAUUUGAGGUAAAUUUUCCUUUUUGUUUAUAUAGUGCUGACUUUUUUUGUUUGAAAUUAAACAGAUUGGUAACCUAAUUUGUGGCCUCCUGACUUUUAAGGAAACGUGUGCAGCCAUUACGCACAGCCUAAAGCUGUCAAGAGAUUGACUCAACAUUGCCUUCAUUCCUUAAAAUUAAAAAGCUACAAAAGUUGGUGUCAGUUUGUUUGUAUAUGUUAUUUACCUUCAGAUCUAAGUGGUGAUCUGAACCCAAAUUUGUGUAAAGACUUUUCAGGUGAAAAGACUUGAUUUUUUGAAAGGAUUGUUUACCAAACACAAUUCUAAUCUCUUCUCUUGUGUAUUUUUGUGCACUAGGCGCAGUUGUGUAGCAGUUGAGUAAUGCUGGUUAGCUGUUAAGGUGGCGUGUUGCAGUGCAGAGUGCUUGGCUGUUUCCUGUUUUCUCCCGGUUGCUCCUGUGUAAAGAUGCCUUGUCGUGCAGAAACAAAUGGCUGUCCAGUUUAUUAAAAUGCCUGACAACUGCACUUCCAGUCACCCGGGCCUUGCAUAUAAAUAACGGAGCAUACAGUGAGCACAUCUAGCUGAUGAUAAAUACACCUUUUUUUUUCUCCCCUUCCCCCCAAAAUGGUAAAUCGGAUCAUCUUCAUGUAUGAACUUAAAAUGCGGAAAAUGUUAAGGAAGCAAAUGGUUUGUAACUUUGUAAGUACUUAUGACAUGGUGUAUCUUUUUGCUCAUGGAUAUUCUGUACUAUAACCGUUGUUUCUGUAGUUUAAUUAAAACGUUUUCUUGGUGUUA
Molecule: messenger RNA, 2793 nt
Organism: Felis catus (domestic cat)
Lineage: Eukaryota; Metazoa; Chordata; Mammalia; Carnivora; Felidae
Gene: SRSF2
Product: serine and arginine rich splicing factor 2
Exons: 3
Coding region: 268-933 (221 amino acids)
Molecular function (GO): RNA binding
Source: RefSeq, a predicted model, not a curated record